AUGGGUUCCGUGAAGGAGUUUCCCCGCAUUAAGGAGAUCCGCACCUUCGUCAUUGAUGGUGUCGGCUCCGGUGGUGAUUAUCACAAUGUCAAAGGAGGCCAUUGGCUGAUUGACAGCAACAUCUCUACUCCCAUGACCAAGUGGGCACAGUAUCGCGGCUCUCGUACUUCCUGGGGAAUUAAUGUUUUGGGAUCUUUCUGUGUGGAGAUCGAAGCAACAGAUGGAACUAAGGGUUUCGCAACUGGAUUUGGUGGUCCUCCUGCUUGCUGGCUCGUUCACCAGCACUUUGAGCGCUUCCUGAUUGGCGAAGAUCCUCGUGACACCAACACCCUGUUCGAAAAAAUGUACCGUGGCUCUAUGUUCUACGGCCGCAAGGGUCUUCCCGUGGCCGCAAUCUCCGUCGUUGACCUUGCUAUCUGGGAUCUGCUUGGAAAAAUUCGCAACGAGCCCGUUUACAAGAUGAUUGGCGGCGCGACUCGAUCUCGCUUGGACUUCUACUGCACUGGUCCUCAGCCCUCUGCCGCUAAGGGAAUGGGAUUCGUCGGUGCCAAGGUGGCCCUUCCUCAUGGGCCUGAUGAGGGAACUGAUGGUCUACUGAAGAACGUUGAAUAUCUCCGUCUCAUGCGCGCUAGUGUUGGACCAGAUUUCCCUCUCCGUGUCGACUGCUAUAUGUCUCUGACUGUUUCGUACACCAUUGACCUCGUUAAGCGAUGUGAGGCUAUUGGCUUGAACAUUGACUGGUGGGAGGAGUGUCUGUCCCCUGAUGACUUCGAUGGCCACGCACUGUUGAAGCGUGCCCACCCAACUGUUAAGUUCACUACUGGUGAGCAUGAGUUCUCUCGCUAUGGCUUCCGUAAGCUUGUUGAGGGACGCAAUUUGGAUAUUAUCCAGCCUGAUGUUAUGUGGCUUGGGGGCUUGACUGAGCUGCUCAAGGUCUCUGCUCUUGCUGCCGCUUAUGAUAUCCCCGUUGUGCCUCACGCAUCUGGUCCUUACUCCUACCACUUUGUUGUCUCUCAGACCAACUGUCCCUUCCAAGAAUAUCUCGCCAACUCGCCCGAUGGCAAGUCUGUCCUGCCUGUCUUUGGUAACCUCUUCCUCAACGAACCCAUACCUACACAGGGAUACCUUGAUGUUUCCAUCCUUGACAAGCCUGGAUUCGGUCUCGAAUUAAAUCCUGCUGCGCCUUUGAUCCCGGCCUCCAAACUUCUGACACCUGCUCCUAUGAAGAGCCUUCGUGACCCUGAAAUUGAGCAGGCUGUCAAUGGCUCUACUUAA
This is a messenger RNA of Penicillium angulare, 1275 nucleotides long. RefSeq names its product L-rhamnonate dehydratase. Lineage: Eukaryota; Fungi; Ascomycota; Eurotiomycetes; Eurotiales; Aspergillaceae. The transcript is spliced from 3 exons. Gene Ontology annotation, biological process: carbohydrate catabolic process. The coding region runs from base 1 to 1275 and encodes 424 amino acids. The record is from RefSeq and is a predicted model, not a curated record. Gene Ontology annotation, molecular function: magnesium ion binding; L-rhamnonate dehydratase activity.